Molecule: messenger RNA, 711 nt
Organism: Arctia plantaginis
Lineage: Eukaryota; Metazoa; Arthropoda; Insecta; Lepidoptera; Erebidae
Source: the annotation of a GenBank genome assembly
AUGGAUUCAGUUACGAGUACUGAUGGUGUAACUUUAGAUAUUAAUAUGAGACAGGAAAAUGUUUUAAUGGAGAUUAUCAAAGAAGUAUGCUGGGAGAAUAAACUAUCUCAAAAGUUGAAGGGCAAAGUUAACAAAAUAAUAGCCGAUUGUGAUCUCAAACAUUAUUCUAGUCUACACAAGUUAAGUGCUAGCGAUGAAAGUACUGCUACAGUACUGGGAUUUAUGCAUCAAACAGCAUCAGAACUAACUUUUGAUGAGCAAGCAGAAUUCAAUCAAGCUGUAAUACAAAAAAUUCAAACAAAACUACCACCGUUUAUAUCAGAGUUAGAAAACCUGAAACAAUCAACUGCUACCGGCAAGAAAAGCAACAAAACUCAGAUUAAAGAACUUCAAGAAAGUCUAGAUGAAAAAAUGAACACUUUAGAAGAACAGGAAAGUGAGAAGGUUGAGCUGAUGAUGGAGUGGCUCAAUCAUCGCCUUCAUGAUGUCACACAGUUUGGAAAUAAUUCAAGUGAAUUUUUGACUCUGAAAACAAGAAUUCUGGAUCUAAAAUCUAAAAUCCUGCACCUUCAAAUCCUGCAGAACAUCUUCUCAGAAACUAACCAAUCCAUUCUGGCAUAUGGUGAGGUUCACAAGGACCUAAAGGACUCAAUCAAAGAGACGGAACAAAGAAUUAAAAAUUAUAGAGAAAUAAUACAUAAUGAUAUUUAG